Messenger RNA from Monomorium pharaonis (pharaoh ant), 597 nucleotides. RefSeq names its product coiled-coil domain-containing protein 12. Gene Ontology annotation, cellular component: post-mRNA release spliceosomal complex; U2-type spliceosomal complex. Bases 74 to 517 code for a protein of 147 amino acids. The transcript has 3 exons. NCBI's taxonomy places the organism in Eukaryota, Metazoa, Arthropoda, Insecta, Hymenoptera, Formicidae. The record is from RefSeq and is a predicted model, not a curated record.
AAUAGUGUUCAGACUUUUACUCUAGAGAGUCACUAGCAAAGUGUCACAUUUGUAGUUUUACGAGUGUUUAAAAAUGACGGAGGAGAAAAUUGGCUCGUUAGAGGAAGAGGCUUUAAAGAGAAAGGAACGGCUUCAGGCGCUCAAGAGAAAGAAUGAAGAAGUCAAAGAAAAUACAAAUGAUGCAGUCGAAAAUUUACCGAAACCGAAAUUUCGGAGUUAUAAGCCGCAAGACGAAGGUUUGAAGAAUAAUAUGGUAGAGGAUGCAAAACCUGGAGAUGUCGAGACUGUAGUUAAAGAACAAUUGGACGCUGCGAAGAGUAAAGUAGUUAUCGAGGAACUGGAUAUCAGUAAUUUAGCACCAAGAAAGCCUGAUUGGGAUCUAAAACGGGAUAUAGCCAAAAAAUUGGAAAUAUUAGAGAGGAGAACGCAGAAAGCGAUAGCAGAAGAAGUGAGAGCACGUCUCAAACAAGGUCAACAAGAUUUAGCAGCUUAUGUAAAUAAUCCUGAAAAAGCAUGAUAGUAUUGUUAUCAAAAAUGUGUAUAUUUUGUAAUGUAUUGCGUAUUUUGUUAUUUAUAGAAUAUAUAUUUAAUAAUCAA